This is a messenger RNA of Postia placenta MAD-698-R-SB12, 711 nucleotides long. RefSeq lists its product as hypothetical. The transcript is spliced from 5 exons. NCBI's taxonomy places the organism in Eukaryota, Fungi, Basidiomycota, Agaricomycetes, Polyporales, Adustoporiaceae. The record is from RefSeq and is a predicted model, not a curated record. Gene Ontology annotation, molecular function: oxidoreductase activity. Bases 1 to 711 code for a protein of 236 amino acids.
AUGACCGAAUCUACCACCUGGCUGAUUUCGGGCACAUCGCGUGGGAUAGGGCUCGAACUGGUGCGCCAGCUCGUCGCCUCGCCCUCCAACCUCGUCAUCGCGACAUGCCGCAAGCCGGAUGGCGCGUCGGCGCUGAAGGCGCUGAAGGGUAGCGCGAAGGGCAGUCUACACAUUGUGUCGCUUGACACGGGAAACGAGGCAUCCAUCCGCGCAUCUGUCAAGGAAGUCGAUAAGAUACUUGCUGGGCGCGGACUCGACUACCUUUAUAACAACGCCGCGAUAACAGAAGGGAACGACUCGGCGUUUGAAUUCUCGUACAAGGGGCUGCUGGAGACGCUUCAGGUGAAUGUCGCGGGUCCCGCACUCAUGGCGCAAGUGUAUCUGCCAUACCUCGAGCGUGGCCGGCGUAAGGUGAUCGUGAAUACGACGAGCGGGCUGGCAAGCAUCGGUUUAGACUUCGGCGCGAAAAACGCCACGUACAGCGUCAGCAAGACUGCUCUGAACAUGCUCACAUAUAAACAAGCAAAAGCGCGGCCGGACUUGAUCGCAUACGUAAUAGAUCCAGGAUGGGUCAAGACUGAUAUGGGCGGGCCGGACGCAAUGAUGGAGGCGAACGAGACUGUCGCAAAGCAGAUUGAGCUCGCAAAGAUGGUGACGCCGAAGGAUUCGGGAAAAUUCUACAGACACGAUGGAGAGCAGGUUGUGUGGUAG